AUGUCGACGUCCAAGGGCGACAAGAAGGGCGCUCUGCCAACAACCACAACACAUGCCGACAUGCAGACCGGUGAUCUCCUUGGCCUCGACGGUCCCUCUGGCAGCUCCUCCACAAUCCCCCUCGUCCCCCAACAGGACUUUACCCCGACAACCUCCCAAGCCGGUGACGACGAUGAACUGCCUCCAUCCUACGAUGCCGAGGGCACCAGUCUCCUUCCCCACCCGUCACACAGUGUCCCUAAUGGCGCUACAAAUGCCGUCCCUCUCGAGCCCCCUCCGGACUUUACUCCCUACGUCGCAGAGCACUACGAAAACCCGACAACCGGUUCUGUAACAUCAUAUGACGUCCAUCUGAACGAAGAUGGCGAGGCUUUAUACCGGUUCCUUCUCACCCAGAACAUGCAUUCUCCGCGUCCUCAAGUCCGAAUGCGAGGCACACACGUCGAAAAGCACCACCACCAUCGUGGCUCUACCAACGACCAGAGAAGCAGCACAGAGCAUAAGACAAUCGUGGAUUUUGAUAUCACUAUGGAUUUCCAGUCCCUUAUUCUCAUCGAACCAGGUCAACAAGGGAUAAUCCAGGUUGUAGACGAAGACACAAGCGCACACCGUGGAGGGCCAUUCAGAACAAAAGGAAGGAAUACACGCUCGCUGCCAGACGAUACACCGAUCAUGCCAAAGGAUAUCAGAAGUUGGGCCGACGACUAUUGCAAUGAUCCUUCAAUCUGCAAAGAAUUCGUAAUGGAGAAAAUCUGUCCAGGUUACGAUACCAAAUACCUCGCAACCAGACUACACCAAUUGAUCCAAUCCACAAACUACGCCGGCGACAUCCAAAUUACCUUCCCAACAACCCACAAUAAGGUCAAAAUCAGGCCAGCCAAUAAGUUAACCGAACUUCGAUACAACAAGGCCGUCCGAUGGUUCUGUUAUCUCACAUUUCUUUGGAUCAUCACCUGGCCUAUUCUAUUCUUCAUGACCAAAAACUACAAUGUUGUCCGAUCCGUCUGGCCGAUGUCUGCCGUUGAUGUUAGCGGUCGUCGCCGUGUUAAGAUGACGGAAGACCAAUGGUUCGAAUACUGGAGACUUGCGAUUCGCAGGGCGGUGCUCGGCCGUCGACAGGGUAAAGUCACAGAACAAGAUCUCAUCGAGUUGGCACAGGAAGCAGGGAUGCCGAGGAUGCCAUUCAGAACUGGAAACCAAUUUAUGGAUAACAUGCUGGGAGGUGCUGUUGAUUUUUUCGGCGCCGUCGGUGAUCAAAGAAGAGCAUUUGGCUGGGGCAGGACCGACACAAAUCAAUGGCACUUCAGAUGGGGACAAAGCGACAACCAUUGGGAUUAG
Orbilia oligospora ATCC 24927 is the source of this 1338-nucleotide messenger RNA. RefSeq lists its product as uncharacterized. Bases 1 to 1338 code for a protein of 445 amino acids. The transcript has 2 exons. Lineage: Eukaryota; Fungi; Ascomycota; Orbiliomycetes; Orbiliales; Orbiliaceae. The record is from RefSeq and is a predicted model, not a curated record.